Messenger RNA from Fundulus heteroclitus (mummichog), 6914 nucleotides. Its product is annotated as E3 SUMO-protein ligase PIAS1. Gene Ontology annotation, molecular function: SUMO ligase activity; zinc ion binding; transcription coregulator activity. The coding region runs from base 23 to 2170 and encodes 715 amino acids. The transcript is spliced from 13 exons. The record is from RefSeq and is a predicted model, not a curated record. Gene Ontology annotation, biological process: regulation of transcription by RNA polymerase II; protein sumoylation. NCBI's taxonomy places the organism in Eukaryota, Metazoa, Chordata, Actinopteri, Cyprinodontiformes, Fundulidae.
CGCCUGCGCACAGAAAUAGAAGAUGGCGGAGAGUGCGGACCUGAAGCAAAUGGUGAUGAGCCUGCGGGUGUCGGAGCUGCAGGUACUGCUGGGCUACGCUGGGCGCAACAAGCACGGACGCAAGCACGAGCUGCUGACCAAGGCGCUCCAUCUGCUCAAAUCCGGCUGCAGCCCCGCCGUGCACAUGAAGAUCAAAGAGCUCUACCGAAGACGCUUCCCCGCCAAAAUGGUCUCCCACUCGGAGCUGGCGCUGACCGGGCCGCAUCACCCGGCCUCGGUGGGCGUGGUCGGGGGAGGCGGGGCGGCGCUGCCCGCCGGCCUGACGCAGCUGGCGUACGAGGGCCACGCCGGACACGGCGGCGCUCCGUCGCCCGCCGCCUUGCUGCCCCUCUCGCUGCUCGGACCCGGGAAGCACGAGCUAUCGGGGCUGACGCACCACCUGUCCGCCUCGGCCGCGCUGCAUCCGGUCCACCCGGACGUCAAGCUGCAGCGGCUGCCUUUCUACGACCUGCUCGACGAGCUCAUCAAGCCCACAAGCCUAGCGUCAGACAACAGCCAGCGGUUUCAGGAGACGUGUUUCGCCUUCGCGUUGACGCCGCAGCAGGUCCAGCAGAUCAGCAGCUCCAUGGACAUCUCGGGGACCAAAUGUGACUUCUCAGUUCAGGUUCAGCUCCGGUUUUGCCUGUCGGAGACAAGCUGUCCUCAGGAAGACCAUUUCCCUCCCAAUCUCUGUGUCAAAGUCAACGGGAAGCCUUGCAACUUGCCGGGCUAUCUCCCUCCAACCAAAAACGGCGUAGAGCCUAAGCGGCCGAGCCGGCCGAUCAACAUUACCUCACUUGUCCGAUUGUCCACCACAGUCCCAAACACCAUCGUGGUCUCGUGGACUGCAGAGAUUGGAAGGAGUUACUCCAUGGCGGUUUACUUGGUGAAGCAGCAGUCCUCCACUGUGCUGCUGCAAAGACUGCGGGCAAAAGGCAUCAGAAACCCGGACCACUCCAGAGCUCUCAUCAAAGAGAAGCUCACAGCGGACCCUGACAGUGAAAUAGCCACAACCAGCCUGCGCGUGUCACUGCUCUGCCCGCUGGGGAAGAUGCGGCUGAUGAUCCCGUGCAGGGCGCUGACGUGCUCCCAUCUGCAGUGCUUCGACGCCACGCUUUACAUUCAGAUGAAUGAGAAGAAGCCCACCUGGGUUUGUCCUGUCUGUGACAAGAAGGCCCCUUAUGAGCAUCUCAUUAUCGAUGGACUUUUUGUAGAGAUCCUCAACAGCUGCUCAGACUGUGAUGAGAUCCAGUUCAAGGAGGAUGGCAGCUGGGCCCCCAUGAGGUCUAAGAAGGAAGUGCAGGAGGUCUCGUCAGCCUCCCUUAAUAACGGGCUGGACGGCUCCUGUCGGACAUCUGAGAGCUCAGAUCAGCACAGGUCCUCGUCCUCCAGCCACAGCGACAGCAGCAACAGCAAAAAAGUGGAAGUGAUCGACCUGACACUCGACAGCUCCUCGGACGAAGAAGAACCAGACUCCCCCCCGCCGCCUCCUCCUGCUCCUGCUCCUGCUCCUGCUCCAGCACUGCCUCCUCCGGUUAAAAGAGCGUGUCCAUCCCUGUCCCCCACCUCGCCGCCCGUCAUUAACAAAGGGGUGCUGAACCUCCAUCACCAGGCCUCUCCUGUGAGCCGCACCCCCAGCAUGCCAGCCAUGGACACCAGCUACAUCCCCCCGGUCCCCCCGCUCAUCCAGGACUACAGACCCUACUACCACGCCCCCAACGACCUGUCAGAGUUGAACUUCUUCUCUUUCCUCCAAGGAGACAAUCAUCAGCAUUACAGCAUGGUGAUGGCCGCGGCGGCAGCUGCCUCGGCCUCAGACGACCACGAGCUCCUUCUCAACCGCUUCCUGCCCUACAGCACCUCCUCGUCCGCCUCCCAGCUGUUCCUGGACCAGUCGGGCACCCCCUCAGCCCCCUCGCUGACGGCGCCCACCAACGGGGUGAGCAGCACGGUCGCCGGCAGCUUGGUCUCAUCCAGCAGCCUCCGAGACACUCUCUCCAGCCACUCGUCCUCGCACGCAGCCUCGCACCCCUCACACGCACACCCCGGCGUGGCGGCCAGUCGGAGCAGCGCCGAAGCAGCGGUGGCAGCCAUCUACGGCGGCAUACCUGACGUCAUAUCGCUGGACUGACCCCCCGUUAGGGUGCUAGAGACUCUGGGCCGAGCUUGAGCGCAGCAGCUCAGCCCGACCCCGCGCCGACUGCCGGGUAACGUUUUGAUCCAGAGAUUAGACCGGCCCCACGUCAUCGAACAGUCCGUCUCUGGAGGCGCGCUGUGGAAACUGCUUUGGAGAGGAGCACUAGAUAUCUGAGGGGGUAACAUCACUUAUCGGGGACAGAUGUGGACAGAUGUUACUGACCUCAGAUAAGAAAUCAGUCCGGCGUUUGGACCACAUCUGUUCUUUACUGGUACCAACGUGGCACAGACUGCAGAGAUGCUGCCUGAGCUCUGACGCGAGGUCGGAAGGUUCUUUAUUGUGUUGUUUUUACUAAAACGAGGCGCGGCGCCGUGUACAGAGAACAAAAUCUAUUUUCCUCUUUUACUUUUGUAUGGUGGGAACACUUUCAGCGCGGUGAGCCGCUUGUGUCGCCGUUUCCAGGUGAAGGACUGGAGCGACUCUUCUUUCCUCACAGAAAAGCUGAAACAAACAGCUGCUGCCAUGUUAUCGUUGGCGUCCUUUUUCUCCUCUUUUUAAAUUCCCACCCGCGUCCCCCCCACAGCUAAGUUCCCUCCACGUUCCUCUUUUACCCCUGGAGCUCACGUUCAGAUCGGUUGUGUGUUUCUUCUCUAAUGAAGCUGAAUUUACAGUUGAAUCAUCUUGUAGUAGUUUUAAUAUUCGUUUAAGUUAUGUAUGCUAUUUAAACAGUGAAAUAUGCAUUCCCUUUCACUUUCAGGUUGAUGCGGUGGGGGAGUGUGAAGCAGAAAUCCUCCCUUUCCUGUAAUUCUAUUUUUUUUUUUUUUCAAUUCCACUUCUUGUAAAGAACCUGCCGGCGUACAGCAUUUAAACUGUUGAAGCUAUUUAUACUUGCCAAUUUAGACUUAUAGCUGGAAGAGGUUGUAUUUUUUUUUUUUUUUUUGCACAAUGCCAAAAAGUAGGUACUAAUGAAAGUGAUGUGAGUGCUGAGGAAUGUGUGUGCCAGUGUUUUGGGUCCGUUUCUCCGGGUUGGUCGUGUUGCUCCGCGUCUCCGCUGACUGUUAAAAAGGACUUUAAGCGAUUAAGCUGUCGUAGCAGCGUCAGGCCUUUUAAAGACACAGGCGCCCCGCAGCGCGUGGCCAAGCUUAAACCAGUGCCUGCUCGUGUGCGUGCGUCUGACACAACUUUAAAGUUACGUCUUAAACUCUUCACCCUCAACUUCCACGUCAGACAUUCGGACUUAUAGCUGAUGUUCUUACCCGUCUACGGGAGCUUGGAUAACUCAAUAGGUGGAGAAGUCUUGAAAAGGGAAAGCGACGCAGGCUCUGCAGAGAAUCGGAUAGUUUUUAAUUAAAAAAAAGAAAAAAAAGGCGUGGCCUGUCUGAGGAAAGUGUGUCGGAGCGAAGCGCUUCGCUCACGGUCGGUUCAUGAAUGUACGUUUUUCUAAAACUACACACACCUUCGUUGGUCUUGAUCAAAGCUUUGUCGGAGAGCUCCACAGAUAUGACGGCCCUCCCGUCCCGCCGCCCUUAAAGGUUCCCGCUGUCUGCUGUCAUGAGCGUCUCUCUGACGUCCUGCUUCCAGGCGCCGGAGACAGCCAGUGCCUAAUUACCCCAGCCAUCAGGAGAUAACGGACUCUGACAGCAGCAGCUCCCUUCCCCUUCCCCUCACGUCUGCCGUCCCGUUCCUCGAGAACCGGCCGGGAUGUGACACGUGGUGACCCCCCCCCCCCCCUCCACAUGCCGUCUGCAGCUCCAUUCCCCGUUCUUCUCAUGGGAACCAGCUCCUGCGUCUCUGAACGACUGCGUCAUCUGCUGGAACAAUUUUACCUUUUAGCGUAUUUCCUGUGUUGUGCAGUAUUUUAUUUAUUUUUUUUUACCCUCGUGUCGCUGUGUUGUAUUUUUUACUAAUUGCUCAGUGGCUGAAAGAGAGUGUGAGUCACUGUCAUGUGGGAGCCGGUUGUGAAAGGAUUUUAUUUAAUAUGCGUUGAAUAAUUAUUUGCCAGCAGCAAGACUACUCAGAACGUUGUUGUGGUGAUUCUCCAGAGGGGGAAAUGCCACUGUGCGUGUUUUUUGGUAGCAGACUCUGGUAAUCCUUUUAAAUGAGGGCACAAAGCGAAUGCUUAAUUAAUCCGUGCGUGAUUAAUUAUUUCUUUGAAUGAGUCGUUUUUUUUUUGUGUUGUGGAAUGCAGACAUGUUGAAAGGAGUGCAGCCAUGGAUGCUGCCUUUCUGAGAGAUGCAGGACCAGAAACCCAGCAGAUAUAGUCCCUGAUGAUUAGAAAGGACAGAGAGGAAGCCUAGAGUAACACAAGCCACACCGUCUGGCCGUCUACCCCCCUCUAGCGCCACCUAUUGCUUUUUCUAUAUUAAUGCUGUUCUGAAACUGCAGCGGCAAAAUACAAGCAGGAUCUCUCUAAAGCAGAAGACUGCGGGCUUGUUUAACCCAUUAUUAUUAUUAUUAUCAGGUUAUUCCAAAAAAAGUUAAGAAACAAAGCAACUUGACUUGUUUUUCUUAGUUGAAGACGUUUCUCUUCCUCUCCAGGAAGCUUUCUCAAUUCAAAAAGUCUGGAGUAAAGGUUAUACUGGUUAUCAGUAUCAAGUUAUACUUGCAACUCUAUAAAGAAUAAUGUCAGAGAGGUAUAAUAUGCUGUGCACAAGCACUUCAAAAGUAUCUCUAAAUUUAUCUGAUAUUCAAUGUUUUUGCUUAACCAUAUAAUGCUAAAUACAUCCUUUUUAUAAAACAUUUCUAGGAUGCCUCCUCUUUAAAGAGGUUAGUAUUUGUUUCUCAAAAAGAUGCUGGAUUGAUCGCUGUAUUUAUUUCCUACCCCCUAGUGGAGGUUCUGGGCAUUACAGGUGGCCUGUUCCAGUUCUUUCCAGGAGUCCAAGAUGUUUGCACGCACCUUCUAGUUUUUAUGCCACACAAAGUUGUUUUCUUUGCAGCAGUUACAGGAAAUGAUGAUGAUAAUUAUUGAUACUUCAGAAAAGUCAACUUUCAAAAAGCAGCACAAAGAUAAAGCACUACCAUGCCUCUAGAAGUAAGGAUAAUUUUCCAUCUAGGAUACAGAUAUUUUUAAAUAUAUUUAACACAAUCCGUGUAAAAAAGCUUAAUGUGUUGAGGGGGGAGAGGGAGGAGGGAGGCAAAAUUGUGUUCUAAUAAUAUUAAAGAAAUAAUACAAAUCUAUAUUUAAACUAAUUUUUAUAAAUGUAUCAAACAACUAAUUUAACACUUGUGAUCCAAAAAAGGCAGAGAAAUUGGUUAGUUGUUGUUUUUUCUUAAAUGCAUCAAAUUAGUAGUUCGAUUGAAAAAAAAUGUAUAGAGCAAAUCAAAAUAGCAAUUAAUGUAUGCUGGAGAUAAUUGUAAUCACAGAUAUUGGCUAUAUUUUCAGGAAAAGUAGGAAAAUGUGUUGCUUUCCUGUUUUUAAAUUACAGCAACUAGUUAAUAUAUAGUUAAUAUCGGUCAAAAUAUUGUGAAAACUGGUAUUUUAUCCAGGGUUAACAUCCUGUGAGAACCUCGUACCACCUGUCAGUGAACAUGGACCAGAUUAUCUGCUGUGUCCGGUAACCUCGUUUCACCAUCUGGCGCCCUCCGCUGACUCGGGCCUCGUCUGUCCUCCGCUCAGCAAUAAUGAAAAAUAUAUCGAGAGGGUUGAAAAAGCUCUCGCCUGCUUUUAAACGUGACCUAAAUAGCUGUUUGCAGUCGAGCUGAACUGCUGUUUGAAAACGUCCCUCUCCAUCAUCCCGUUCUCUCUCCGUUUGACCAUAUUAAAUGUAUCCUGAUGAUGAAGCUAGAACAGCGACUUUGCUCCUAAAUAAAACAUUUGAAAAGCAGCUUCACUGGCCUGGAAAGCAAAGCAGAGAUCCUGCGGGCAGCUGCUCCUGGAGCCGCAGGAUCAUGCCGGGUGGAUCAUUAAUCGCUGAUGUCAGCUCUUCAUUCACACUCGUUAACAGCUUGUGCCUUUAUCGUAAAGCGUUACCAGAUUUCUGCUGCUCUCUUUGCUCCCAGGCUGAACCCCCCCGUGUUUGGGGAACCUGGGCGAGGCCGUAACCUCCUGCUCCGUGCUUUCAGUGAUAUGCCUACGCUAAAGGGGACGAGCCAUCAUCAUCAAGGUGGACUUUUGUUUUUUUGUUUUUUAGCCUCUUCAGCAGUUCGGUCUGGAAAAGCAGCUCCGCUCUUCGAUCAUCCUCACCUUAACUAAAAGGGAAAAGUGUUUAUAUUCUGUAUGUGCUGAACGUCCAGAUCCGAACGGGGAGCUGCUCCACAUCCGCUCGUGUGUUUCCUGUUUGUGUGCAUGUGUGUGUGAGUGUGUGUGUCUCUACAGAGCGAAAGGAAUAAAAUAAUUUAUAUAUUUUUUAGAAAAUGAAAGCUGUAAAAAGGAAAAAAAAAAAAAAAAAAGACGACUGUGGCCAAUAAGAGUCUCACACAGCAGAAAGGAUCUGUUCAGACGGACUUGAGUCGGCAUCUGCACUCACUGCCUUAUUAACAAGUUUCACAGCUCCGGUCUGAGGGAAAAUAAAACUUGUUUAAGAAAAAAAAAAAAAAAGCAAACAAAAAAAAGGCUUUUCGUGGAGAGAGAGAGAGAGAAAGAGAGGAGAAGACGGUGUACAGUAGACCCAUGUCAGUUUGUACAAAUAUACCAAGUGAAAAAAAAAUAUUUAUUACCUGCAUUGGAAGAAAUUGUUUACUUAUUGAAUGUUACUUGUUUAUGUAGAAAAGUAGAUGUAAUAAAAUGCAUUCUGCUACA